Molecule: messenger RNA, 1512 nt
Organism: Brassica oleracea var. oleracea
Lineage: Eukaryota; Viridiplantae; Streptophyta; Magnoliopsida; Brassicales; Brassicaceae
Exons: 5
Coding region: 1-1512 (503 amino acids)
Molecular function (GO): RNA-DNA hybrid ribonuclease activity; nucleic acid binding
Source: RefSeq, a predicted model, not a curated record
AUGGCUUUAGCAGUUGUCGAGGCAGCAAGAAAGCUUCGACCGUAUUUCCAGUCACAUUCAGUGGAAGUACUUACUGAUCAACCUCUCCGAACUAUACUCCAAAACACCAACAGAUCUGGCAGACUCACGAAGUGGGCCAUCGAACUCGGCGAGCUCGAUAUUACCUACAAGAACCGCACAGGGGCGAACUCAAACUGGACGCUGCACGUCGAUGGAUCAUCGACCAACAAGGGAGCAGGAGCCGGAGUCCAACUGCAGUCCCCGACCGGAGAACUAAUCAGUCAGUCUUUUAGCUUUGGCUUUCCCGCGUCAAACAACGAAGCCGAAUACGAAUCUCUGAUCGCUGGACUCCGCUUAGCAAAAGCCGUAAAAGCUAAACGACUAAGCGCCUAUUGCGACUCUCAAUUAGUCGCCAGUCAAUUCAGCGGCGACUACGAAGCCCGCAACGACCGAAAGGAUGCCUAUCUCAAAAUAGUGCAAAGCCUGACGGCAGAGUUCGAGUUCUUCGAACUCAUCAAAGUUCCCAGAGGUGAAAACGUCUGCGCCGACGCCCUCGCGGCCGUUGGCAGCAAGCUUCGUGACCAAGUUAAACGAACCAUCCCGAUACAUCGCAUCGAGAAACCAAGCAUCGAUAUUCCUAACGACCAAACCCUCGUUGCCCCGGUCAUCGAACCCACUACUCCAGAUGACGACAGAUUUGGUCCUGAUUGGAGAACUGAGUUUAUCGACUACCUCUCGAAGGGAGAACUCCCAAACGACAAAUGGGAAGCUCGCCGACUAAAAACACGCAGCGCCCACUACGUCGUUCUUGACGAUGAACUACACCGCUGGACCGCGAGUAAACUACUCCUAAAAUGCAUUCAUGGCGACGAGACAGUAAGGGUUAUGGCAGAGACGCACGAAGGCGCUGGCGGAAAUCAUUCGGGCGGACGUGCAUUAGCAAUCAAAGUAAGGAGCUUGGGCUUCUUCUGGCCAACAAUGAACGCAGAUUAUUGCGAGUCUUACGCGAGAAGCUGCGACAAGUGCCAACGGCACGCACCUAGUAUCCAUUGUCCAACCGAAAUGUUGCGAACAACCACCGCUCCAUACCCGUUCAUGCGAUGGGCAAUGGACAUCAUUGGACCACUUCCCUGCUCCCGCCAAAGACGCUUCAUCCUCGUCCUCACCGACUAUUUUACCAAAUGGAUCGAAGCUGAAGCAUAUGCUCAAGUCACAGACAAAGAAUUCCGCGGCAACUUCAAGGAGUUCUGCGGCAAAUGGAACAUUCGACUAAGCCCCUCCACUCCUCGUUACCCGCAAGGAUCGACUAAAUCGACACCUUUCUCCCUCGCCUACGGUGUAGAAGCCAUGUAUCCCGCUGAAGUCAAUGUUUCAAGCCUCCGACGCUCCAAGAUGCCUCAAUACGUCGAACUCAACAAGGAAAUGCUACUCGACGCCCUUGAUGAGAUAGAAGAACGACGAGAUCAAGCUCUGUUGUGCAUCCAGAAUUAUCAACACCAGAUCGAGAGUUAG